GGAUAGUCACAGUUGUGAAGUGCCAGCGCUUCCAGUGACAUUCGUUCUCCUAGUUUCCUUUUGGGUUUCAGCAGUAACACUCCAAUUCUUCCAUCAACAAUGGCUGACAAGAAGAAUCUCCUCCUGCUCUUCGACCAUCCCACCGAGCCUGUGUUCAUGGACAAGGGCAAGCAGGUGACGGUCUUCGAUGUGCCGGACUCCUUCCUCACCGAUCGCUAUCGCCCGAUCAGCAACGAGGUGCAGAGCCGCGUCGGCGAGAAGGUGGAGCAGCGCAUCCCAGUGAGGGAUAUCUCCAUUCCGGAUCUCAGGAUCCCCAUGUCCCUGGGCCGCGAUGAGUCGUUCUCGCUCUUCCUGCCGAAGCACCGCAGGAUCGCCGGUCGCCUGAUCGACAUCUUCAUGAACAUGCGCUCCGUGGACGAUCUCCAGAGUGUGGCUGUCUACGCCAGGGACCGCCUCAAUCCGGUGCUCUUCAACUACGCCUUGUCGGUUGCCCUUCUCCAUCGACCGGACACGCAGGGCUUGGAUCUGCCCUCCUUCUCGCAGACCUUCCCCGAUCGCUUCAUCGACUCGCAGGUGAUCCGCCAGAUGCGGGAGGAGUCCUUUGUGGUGCAGCCCGGCUCCCGGAUGCCCAUCACCAUUCCGCGGGACUACACCGCCUCCGACUUGGAUCCCGAGCACAGGCUGUGGUACUUCCGCGAGGACUUGGGCGUCAACCUGCACCACUGGCACUGGCAUCUGGUCUAUCCCUUCGAGGCCACCGACCGCAGCAUCGUGAACAAGGACCGACGAGGAGAGCUCUUCUACUACAUGCACCAGCAGGUGAUCGCCCGCUACAACGCCGAGCGGUUCAGCAACAACCUGGCCAGGGUGCUGCCCUUCAACAACCUCAGGGAGCCCAUCGCCGAGGGCUACUUCCCCAAGAUGGACUCCCUGGUGGCCAGCCGUGCCUGGCCGCCGCGCUUCGAGAACACCAAGUUGAACGAUCUCAACCGGGAGGCCGACCAGCUGAACGUGGAGAUCGGCGACCUGGAGCGCUGGCGCGAUCGCAUCUACGAGGCCAUCCACCAGGGAUUCGUCCUGGAUGAGCGUGGCAACCGAGUGCCUUUGGAUGAAGCAACUGGUAUCGAUACUCUGGGCAACAUGAUCGAGUCCUCUAUUCUGUCGCCCAACCGAACUCUGUACGGUGACCUGCACAACAACGGGCACACGUUCAUCUCGUACGCCCACGACCCGACUGGCAAGCACCUCGAGUCCUUCGGAGUGAUGGGCGAUGUGUCCACCGCGAUGCGCGACCCGGUGUUCUACAAGUGGCACUCGUACAUCGACCGCAUCUUCCAGGAGCACAAGUCCCGCCUGCCGGCCUACUCGGACACCCAGCUGAACUACUCGGGCAUCUCGAUCUCGGGCAUCGAGGUGGCGGUCAACGGCAGUCAGCCCAACCAGCUGACCACCUUCUGGCAGCAGUCGGACGUGGACAUGUCCCGCGGCUUCGACUUCCUGCCCCGCGGCAACGUCUUCGCCCGGUUCACCCAUCUGCAGCACCUGCCCUUCACCUACACCAUCAAUGUGAACAACGACAGCGGAGCCCAGCGGUUCGGCUACGUGAGGAUCUUCCUGGCCCCCAAGAACGACGAGCGCGGCCAGCCCAUGUUGAUGCGGGAGCAGCGCCUCAUGAUGAUCGAGCUGGACAAGUUCGUGGCGGCCCUGAACCCGGGACCCAACACCAUUCGUCGCCGAUCCACGGAGUCCAGCGUCACCAUUCCCUUCGAGCGAACCUACCGCAAUCUGGAUGCCAAUCGUCCGGCUGCUGGAUCUGCGGAGGAGCUGGAGUUCAACUUCUGCGGCUGCGGCUGGCCCAACAACAUGCUGAUCCCCAAGGGUCUGCCCGAGGGUCUGCCCUGCCAGCUGUUCAUCAUGGUUUCUAACUACGAGAAUGAUAGGGUUGACCAGCAAUUGGUGGGUCUGUGCAGCGAUGCUGCAUCCUAUUGCGGAGUCCGCGAUCGCCUCUAUCCCGAUCGCCAGUCCAUGGGCUAUCCCUUCGACAGGUUGCCACGCAGCGGAGUCGACCGCCUGGUGAACUUCCUCACGCCGAACAUGAGCAUCGUGGACGUGACCAUUCGCCACGACAACCGCACCGUUCAGCGCCAGAACUAGGAAUGAUGAUCCGCUCCUGACCAGAUGAUGACCACCUGAUCCCAACGAUCCCAACGCCCUGACCCGAUUCGAUGGCCUCGCCCCUUCUAGAUACACAACUCUUAGCAAUCUACUGCAUCUUUAUUGAGCCGCUUAAUAAACAAGACAUCAUGGCAUUCCACGCA
Molecule: messenger RNA, 2318 nt
Organism: Drosophila ficusphila
Lineage: Eukaryota; Metazoa; Arthropoda; Insecta; Diptera; Drosophilidae
Product: phenoloxidase 2
Exons: 4
Coding region: 100-2154 (684 amino acids)
Molecular function (GO): oxidoreductase activity
Source: RefSeq, a predicted model, not a curated record